GAUUUUUAUAUUGGUCUGGUCACUGGGAAAUAUCUACAGAUAAUGUAGUGAUUCAAACCUGACUUUUGUACUGCAUACUGAAUCUGGUAAAUUGAGGGUGAUUGUUUGGGACACCAGGAACUUGGCUUUCAGAAAUAAACUUUCUGAUGACUGAAGAGGGCACCAGCACUGACAAUGUUGGCAGUCCAGGAUCACCAGGAGACAGUGAAGAUGGGAUGGUGAAAAUAUAUGAGGAGAUGUUUGCUGAUCGUUAUUCCUCGAAUGAUGACAGCUAUCAGGAUGUACUCCAGUCCAGCAAAGCCCCACCCCCAUGUGUGAAGAACUGGUUUCCGAAACAGAAUCGAAACUACGACCGCAAUAGGGGCAGAGGUGGGAGAGGGUAUCAUCAGCAUAGCCAACAUGGUAACUAUGGCAACAGGAACUAUGGUAACCAGUCACGUGGUGGCUAUGAUAAUGAUAGACACUACCACGGACAUAGAGACCAAAGUCAUUAUGACCGCCACCAAGGUCAAGGUCAGUGGAGACAUGGCAGUCAGAGACAUGACCGAAGAUAUCAACCAUACUAAACGCUGUCGCAAUGGUUUUACAUAACAUGUGGCCAUACUAUGUGUUUCAUCGUAAUCAGGUGUCAACAGCAGAUUUGUUUUUAAACUGUACUUACAAUUCUGUGACAGGUCAUCCCAUCCUCAAUACUUAAGGGGUUACAACCACUUUCGCUUACUGCACCCCUGGAACAUGUCAUGGCAAAAUUGAAAUUUCCAUGUGUGACAUCUUGUGGACAAGACAAAAAGACUAAUUUGAUCCUUUGAUGUACAACACACGAAUGUUGAGGUUUCAUAACGGUAUGGUGUACUGACUUUGAAGUUGGAUGUCGCUCCUUGGUAAACUUCAUAAGAAGCAUAUCAGCCUUUGAUUGGUCUGUUUUUUCUGCUGGAACCAAUCAAAUUGCUUCGCUGGUGCCUUCACUUUUUCCAUGACAUGUUCCAGGUGUCAGAGAAGGAGAGUGAUCGUAACCGCUGGAGAACCGAGGAUGAGGACAUGCUGCCUUAAGAUCUUAUUGAUUCAGUAUGUGGGAUGUUAGUUUUCAUUACAUUAAUAAUUUUGUGGGAUAUAUAAUAUUUUGUUGUCAUAAGAAAUUGUGUCAUGUGUAGGUCUGUCUGGUGACAAUCCCUCAUUUAUUAAUAAACAUUCAUUAAUUCUGAACAAGACUUGUUAUGCUUGUUAUAUGUAUUGUGCUGGGUAAACCUCUAACAUUACUGGGGAACUGCUAUGCCUCUUAGGGAAGUUCUCAUUGUACACCUUACCGGGUAGAUACAGCUGCUUAUUGGUGUCAUCCUGUUCAUCUUGCAGCAUUAGUAAUGAAUACAGAGUAUCAGAUGUGAUGCUCUUCAUGGAUUUUGAUGAAAAAGUCAUUUUAAUACUGAACAUUAAAUACUGAAAAUUGUCUAUUCUUUU
Molecule: messenger RNA, 1455 nt
Organism: Ylistrum balloti
Lineage: Eukaryota; Metazoa; Mollusca; Bivalvia; Pectinida; Pectinidae
Product: RNA guanine-N7 methyltransferase activating subunit-like
Exons: 4
Coding region: 147-566 (139 amino acids)
Biological process (GO): RNA 5'-cap (guanine-N7)-methylation
Molecular function (GO): RNA binding
Source: RefSeq, a predicted model, not a curated record